Molecule: messenger RNA, 869 nt
Organism: Aphidius gifuensis
Lineage: Eukaryota; Metazoa; Arthropoda; Insecta; Hymenoptera; Braconidae
Product: serine/threonine-protein phosphatase 2A 65 kDa regulatory subunit A alpha isoform-like
Exons: 3
Coding region: 359-658 (99 amino acids)
Biological process (GO): protein dephosphorylation
Cellular component (GO): protein phosphatase type 2A complex; cytoplasm
Molecular function (GO): protein phosphatase regulator activity
Source: RefSeq, a predicted model, not a curated record
GAAGCAACGUAGACUGUUUUUAUACAUUAUCUUGUAAAAAGAAAAAAGUUAGAGUGUUGUGUCCUAGUGUAUAAGGCAAUUGAAAAUCAUAUAAAUAAACAGAUAAAAUAAUAAAAAAAGCAAUAUUGUGCCCGAGGCUUAUACUAAAACAGUGAGAAUAAAUAAAUUUCGCUUGGGUAAAUUUGUGGUUGAGGAAAUAAUGGCAGCAGCUGACUCAUCAACCAACGACAGCCUUUAUCCAAUUGCAGUUUUGAUAGAUGAAUCAUAAAAUGAAAAUUUACUACUGCGAUUUAAUUCAAUCGAAAAACUUUCAACGAUUGCCUUGGCACUUGGUGCUGAACGUACUCGUAGUGAGUUGAUGCCUUUUUUGACGUGGACAAUGUAUGAUGGAGAUGAAGUUUCAUUGGCACUCGCUGAACAACUUCUAACAUUCACACCACUCGUAGGUGGACUUGAUCAUGUUUAUUGUUUAUUGCCACCACUUGAAGCAUUGGCAGCUGUUGAAGAAACAGUUAUACGUGACAAAGCAAUUGAAUUGUCGCGUAAUAUUGCAAGUCAACACAGUCCAGCAUAUCUUGAAGAUCAUUUUGUUCCAUUGGUAUACAACGUUUGGCAUCUGGUGAUUAAUUUACGUCAAGAACAUCAGCAUGUGGUUUAAUAAGUUUAUGUUAUCCACAUGUAAGUGGUUCUAGUGAUGAGGCCAGUUAGAAGCGGACGGAAAGAAGAAGGUCCUUUGAGAAAUCAAUCUAUGGGAGAUUCUGAAAUAGAUUCUGGAGAUUCUAAAUAUAUACAUCCAUAAUUAUAGAAUUUUUCUAUCGCUCUAUUUUUUUCUGUUCUUUUUAUGUAUUUUUCAUUUGUAUCGUCUAUAU